CAAACGGCCCAGGCCCAUCAUUUCAGAACAGUUGACAAGCCGUUGCGUUUGUUGCAAGUCUAAAAAAGCUCUUAUUUCAAUUCCAGUUUUAAAUGCUUGGUGAUGAUUUGACAAGUCGUCAUUUUGUUAGGUUUAUUUAUAUACGAUUUUAAUUGAUUCUUUGUUUCAUGUAAGAAUUUGCGUGCAAUCUUGAAUUAGAAUGAGUGACAAAGCGAUUCCGGUUCGAGUGGCAGUAAGAAUUCGGCCAUUAGUACCAAAGGAGAUUACAGAAGGAUCUCAACAUUUUAUCAGUAAAGUUUCAAAUCAACCACAAGUGACUGUCAAAGGUUCAAGUGAAGCUUUCACCUACGAUUACGUCUUUGGCCCAGACGAAAGUCAAAGCCAAGUGUACGACACUGCUGUCACUAAAAUUGUGGGAAAAAUUUUCAAAGGUUAUAAUGUAACAAUCCUUGCUUAUGGCCAAACUGGCUCGGGCAAAACUUUCUCAAUGGGAACUGCAGACACAGCGAGUGCUUCAAGUGCAACUUUAUCACAAAGCAGUGGAAUUAUUCAACGGGCUGUCAAAGAUUUGUUUCGAAAGAUGAAUGAAGAUGGGAACCUUUCGUUUGAAAUCAAUGUGUCAUUCUUAGAGCUCUACAUGGAGAAGGUUUAUGAUCUCUUAUCGAAAACUAGAAAUGAAGAAGUGGAGAUACGAGAGGAUCCCAAAAUUGGAAUAAGAAUUAAUGGUUUAAAUGAAACAGCUGUUACCACUUGGGAAGAAACAUUGAAGUGCCUUGAAAAUGGUUCCUUGAACAGACGCACUGGUGCAACGGCUAUGAAUCACCAGAGUAGUCGAUCACAUGCCAUUUUUACCCUCACAAUAAAUCAGAUUAACAAAGAGAGCUCGUCAACGAUUAAAACGUCUAAGUUUCAUCUGGUUGACCUCGCUGGUUCUGAACGGGCUAGCAAAACGCAUGCGGUUGGAGAAAGAUUCGCUGAAGGAGUAAACAUCAAUAAAGGGCUGCUAUCUCUUGGCAAUGUAAUUAGUGCCCUAUGCGAAAACAAUCCUAGACACAUUCCUUACCGAGAUUCUAAGCUCACACGCCUUCUUCAAGAUUCUCUCGGUGGGAAUUCUCACACACUGAUGAUCGCCUGUGUGAGUCCAGCUGACUCCAACUACGAGGAAACUCUUAGCACCCUGCGAUAUGCUGACCGUGCCAGGAAAAUCAAGAACAAACCAGUUGUCAAUCAGGACCCGACAAUGGUAGAAGUAAUGGCCCUACGAGCCCAAGUUCAACAACUCUUGGCAUCCAAUGGAACUUCAAGUUUUGCUGAAGUCGAGCAACUUCGUCAGCACCUCAAGUUUGCUGAAGAAGAGAAGGUUCAACUCACUCAUGCGUUACAGUUGGCGUUGGAAGAAAAUACAAACAUGUGUGAGAAAGCACUUUUAGCUGAUGCAGCUAACCAGCAAAUGAAGCAGAGACUCGAAGAGUUGCAGGUUCAAACUGAACAAACCCUUGGAGCUAUGAAUCAAACAAUUAACGAAACGGGCGAUUUGAACGCAACAAAAACCAUAGAACAAGUGUUGAGUCUAAAGUCAAAAAUUGAAGAAAUUCAAGAUGUCCAACGAAAGGGCGAGAUCGAGCAAGUCAAUCACGAUAUGCAGACAUCCAAUGAUUCUGACAAAGAAAACAAAGAAAGCGAUUCUGAAUCGACACAAUCUCCUAAACGCCUGUCAAAGUUGGGAGCCGAUAUGGCGUUACGUCAAGCUGCCCUAAGUAAUGAUCUCAAAGAACUAAAUGCCCAACUUGCCUUAAAAGUUCACAUGGUCAAUAAAAUGACUCAAGACCAACAAGGCCCGUAUAGUGUUGUAAAAGCUCAUUAUGAUGCAACAGUAAGCGAAUUGGAGAAUCAAAUCGCUGCUUUGCAACAAGAAAAAGAUGAAUUGGCUAGUCUAUUAGCACAAGCUAGUAGUAAUGUCAAUGCUUGUAAAAUUUCCGAGCAGAGAAGGAAACGGCUCCAAGAACUGGAACCGCAGAUUAGCGAACUGAAGAAAAAGAUCCAGGAGCAAGCAAAUAUAAUCAAGCUUAAACAGAGAACGGAAGAGCAGUUGAAAAAAUUCAACAACGAGAUUCAAGGAAUGAGAACCCAGAAGGUUAAGCUUGUUCGCCAAAUGCGCGAAGAAAACGAAAAAUUCAGAUCGUGGCGUCAGCAAAAAGAACGCGAGGUCACUCGUCUUAAGGAUCAGGACCGAAAGCGCCAAGGGCAGCUUCAGAAAAUGGAAGUUUUACAUGCCAAACAACAGAAUGUUCUUCGCCGUAAAAUGGAAGACGCUAUGGCCGUUACAAAACGUUUAAAAGAAGCACUUUGUUUACAUUCUUCAAAAUCAAUCAGCAAGUCCUCAAGUUCAGCAACUUCAACCGAAAACGAUCAACGAAUCAAGGGUUGGCUGUUGGGAGAACUCAAUUUGCUUACUAAGACCAAAGACGCUGAAUUGGCUUUAGAGUCCUUGAAGGAGUCUCGCCGAACUUUAGCCACACGCCAGGCCAAACUUGAAGCUAAACUCGCAGAUCCGGAGCACAGUGCAACUUUCCUCAACACACUCAAAAGUGAAAUCGCUAAUGUUGCAGCCGAUAUAGACUUGCGUAGCGAGCAAAUUAACGAACUAAAUCAGAAAAUUGCAGCUGCAGAUUUAGAUAACAAAGCUAAAACUCGAUUUGAUUAUCUUCAGACAAUGAUUGAAGCUAAAGUAAUGUUUUCUUAUACUAUCUUAAAAAAGCUAUUAUCUAAUGACAAAUUUUUGUUACUUUUAAAGAUUGCUUUGAAAAUCUUGCUUGAAGAAUCUGUGACGGCACGUGUCGAAACAUUUUCGCUUAGUUCUGAAGUAGAAGAUUUGAGAGGAGAGCUUGACGAUCUCCAGCGUCAACACGAUGAAGCGUUACACGAGCUUUCCAAUAAUAAUCUGGAGUGCGUGCAAGUGAAGCAAAAGCAUCAUUCGGAAAUGAGCAAGCUCAGCCGCGAUUACGAGGAGAGAAUGCUUACUCUCAUUAGACAACUUCCACCAGUUGGGUUGAAGGAAUCGGCAGAUCAUAAGAUAAGUGAAAAGGAUUUUCUGGAACGGUUGAGAAUACAACAAGAAGAACUUGAGCGUUGCAGUACCUUACAAGAGCAAUUACAUGCGGCGUUAAACGAAAUCGAAAUGCUGAAGCAGCCGAAACAGGAGGAAUCUACGGAAAUGAAGGCCCCACAAUUUCCUUCCAAACUGAAGAAGCCUAAAACGGUGGCGCCUAAGCCGAAUCGUGUUCAUGUGGAUAUCGACGAUGUCGAGGAAAUCGAUGAUUACAAUUCAGAUGACGAUCCUGAAUGGCGCAACACUCCCAUGGCUAAAAGAAUUAGAAAACUCAAAGAGGAGGACGAAGCGGCCCCACCGAAAAUGCUUGAUAUGGACAAGCAAGUUAAAAAAGUUGGAAAGAGGUUGAGUCGCACCCAUUGCUCAUGCACAGUUGGUGGCUGCAGAAGUUGUUCCUGCACAAGGGAAAAUCGCCCAUGCAAUGCUGACUGUGGAUGUAGUGCUUCGGGAAUAUGUAAAAACAUGGCAACAGAAAAUGUUCUAAAAGAAGACCAAAACCGGGAUAUACAAGAAGAACAAAACCACUUGUUGAAUGAAACGUUUGAUUUAGGCCGUAAGAGAAGUCAACCGUCUUCUAAAGAAAAUUCCAGAAACGGCGACGAUGUCGAAAAUGAUUUGUCGGCAACGCAGCCAUUGAAGAAGAGUCGCAUAGGAUUGAGUAAAUUAACAAAGAAAGGAGGUUUCUUCGAAUCAUGAUUAAAAUUUUUUUUCUUUUUUUUUUCUUUUAAAGGGGUUUCUUUUAAUAAUGGGUCAUAAAUACACAAGGUUUUCGUAACAAUA
Molecule: messenger RNA, 3889 nt
Organism: Daphnia pulex (common water flea)
Lineage: Eukaryota; Metazoa; Arthropoda; Branchiopoda; Diplostraca; Daphniidae
Gene: Klp3A
Product: chromosome-associated kinesin KIF4-like
Exons: 15
Coding region: 200-3805 (1201 amino acids)
Biological process (GO): mitotic spindle organization; microtubule-based movement
Molecular function (GO): microtubule binding; ATP binding; microtubule motor activity
Source: RefSeq, a predicted model, not a curated record